Messenger RNA from Saccoglossus kowalevskii, 1946 nucleotides. Its product is annotated as 7-dehydrocholesterol reductase-like. Gene Ontology annotation, molecular function: 7-dehydrocholesterol reductase activity. Lineage: Eukaryota; Metazoa; Hemichordata; Enteropneusta; Harrimaniidae. The record is from RefSeq and is a predicted model, not a curated record. Gene Ontology annotation, cellular component: endoplasmic reticulum membrane. Gene Ontology annotation, biological process: cholesterol biosynthetic process; brassinosteroid biosynthetic process.
CUGAUCGUUCGUCUGCAGUGGUGCUUAACAAAGAACUCAACACGUCGGUCUAGCGUUCAGUUAAAAUAUAUAGCAUAUCACAGGCAUUAUUCUUCAAAGUCAACAAUCAGCGACGUAUACGCCGGUAACUGAAACACCAUGCCGGUCCAUACCCGAAGUCAGAAGAGCACGAAAUCGGAAUCGCGUGUUGAAGGCAAAGGGAAACAGAACAUGGAAGAAAACAAAAGAAAGGGAGGUGAAUGGGGGCGUGCAUGGGAAGUUGACUUAUUCUCGUACAUUGGUGUGUGCGGUCUGCUCAUGUUUGCCCCAGUCCUGGUUGUGUAUUUCUUUGUGUCCUGUGAUAAGUACCAGUGCGCCCUAAGUGGGCCAUUGCUUGACGUUUUCAGCGGCAAAGCAACUCCAUACGAUAUAUGGAUGAAGGUGCCUUAUAUGACGUCACAAGCCUGGAAAGUAGGACUUGUAUGGAUUUCGUUCCAGGCACUUCUCUACAACGUUCCGGAUGUCCUUCAUUACAUCAUUCCAAAUUACAAAGGCGGUAUCCGUCUAGGGUCAGUAACUCCGGCAGGGAACCAAAUGUGGUACCAAGUGAAUGGACUCCAAGCUUGGACCAUCUCGCAUAUAGUCUGGUUUGCUAAUGCCUUCUACUUCAACUGGUUCUCGCCGACCGUUAUCUUCGAUAACUGGGGUGGUCUUCUCUGGGUGGCAAACAUUACUGGCAAUUUCGUCUCUGUUUUCGCCUACAUCAAAGCAAAAUUCUUCCCCACCAAUGCCGAAGACUGCAAGCGCAGCGGGAAUAUCUUCUAUGAUUUCAUGAUGGGUGUAGAGCUUAAUCCCAGAAUCGGCAAAUGGUUUGAUUUCAAGUUAUUUUUCAACGGUCGCCCGGGAAUUGUAGCGUGGACUCUGAUCAACCUGUCGUUUGCCUGGAAACAGUAUGAACUGUAUGGUCACGUGACCAACUCUAUGAUUUUAGUGAAUAUCCUUCACUGUAUGUAUGUGGUUGAUUAUUUCUGGAACGAAUCCUGGUACUUGCAUACUAUUGACAUCUGUCACGAUCACUUUGGUUGGUACCUGGGAUGGGGAGACUGCGUCUGGCUGCCGUAUCUUUACACUUUGCAGGGACUGUAUCUUGUUUACAACCCCAUUGUGUUACCGCCUGUUCAUUGCGCUGUUGUGCUGACGCUCGGCUUGCUUGGUUACUACAUUUUCCGCGCUGUAAACCACCAGAAAGAUUGGUUCCGGAGCCACGAUGGGGACUGCUUGAUUUGGGGCAAGAAACCUGAAUAUAUCCAAUGUAGUUACGUUUCAUCGGACGGCACAGAACGACAGAGUAAGCUGCUGGUGUCUGGGUGGUGGGGCGUCAGUCGUCAUAUGAACUACACCGGUGAUUUGAUGGGGUCGUUGUCCUACUGUCUGUGUACAGGGUUCGGCCACUUGCUGCCUUAUUUCUAUAUUAUUUAUAUGACCAUAUUAUUGGUGCAUAGGUGCAUACGCGAUGAACAUCGUUGUAGAUGCAAGUACGGCAAGGACUGGAACCGGUACACCGCACGCGUGCCCUACAGAUUACUACCGGGAAUAUUUUAGUAUGUUUUUGAACCAGGUGUUAUUCAUAGUAACUAGUUUGUUUGCUUUUUCUGAGAUGCUGAAAUGUUCGAGUUACGGACAUCGAGUUACGAGCAUCGAGUUACGAAAAUGUGGGCGUUCAUCAAAAAAAAAUGUAUGUUGCCUAUAACACAAAGUUUAUUGAACACAGAGUUACAACUUGGACAAGGUCUCGCAAAAGUGGGUGUGGUUUCUAAAAUAUGGGCGUGGUCAUUUUUGUAACUCGAACAUUUUUGUCCGUAACUCGAACUAUUAAGCACCUCGACUUUCAUCACCAUGAUGCCAUAAAUCAUGUUCGACAUUAUUCAUAAUUUUAAAAUUGACAUAUAAAUUUCAUGACAUCAGUA